AUGGCUUCAGUUUCUCACUGUUUCCUGCUAGUUCUGGUCUUUCUGGAUUCACUUGCCGCUCAGCCAUCCUGUCUGCCAGGAUGUACCUGCUCAGAGGAGAGUUUUGGCAGGACUCUGCAGUGCAUGUCGUUCUCUUUGGGAAAAAUUCCAAGGAACCUUCCUGAAGAGUUCAAGCAAGUGAGAAUUGAAAAUUCACCCUUAUUUGAACUGCCUCGAGGGUCCUUCAUCAACAUGAGCACCUUGGAGUACCUUUGGCUCAAUUUUAACAAUGUCACUGUGAUCCACGUGGGAGCCCUGGAGCACCUGUCAGAACUGAAAGAACUGAGACUGGAAGGGAACAAACUCCGUUCAGUACCAUGGACAGCGUUCCACGCCACCCCACUCCUAAGGGUCUUAGAUCUCAAACACAACUGGAUUGAUGUCCUCCCUGAACUAGCUCUUCAGUUCUUGGGCAACCUGACCUACCUUGACCUAUCCUCCAAUAGGGUUACAGUUGUAUCCAAGAGUGUCUUCCUGAACUGGCCAGCCUACCAGAAACACCGGCAGCCUGGCUGUGGGGCUGAGAUUCUCUCCAGCAUGGUGCUGGCGCUGCAUGACAACCCCUGGCUAUGUGACUGUCGCCUAAGGGGACUUGUCCAGUUUGUAAAGUCCAUCAGCCUUCCACUCAUCCUGGUGAAUCCCUACCUGAUGUGCCGAGGUCCUCUCUCCAAGGCAGGGCAGAUUUUUCAGGAAACAGAGCUCAGUACUUGCCUGAAGCCUCAGAUGUCAACUCCCAGUGCCAAUGUCAGCAUCCAGGUGGGACAGAAUGUGACCCUGCAAUGCUUGGCACAAGCUAACCCCUUACCAGCUAUUGCAUGGACUUAUCCCCUGAGCAUGUGGAGAAAAUUUGAUGGGUUGCUGAGAGGCAAACAGUUGGUACCAAUGUUGACUUCGUCCACUGCAGAAGAUGCUGCUGUGUCAGAGCUGGUCAUACCUGCUGCCCACCUGGUAGACAGGGGCAAUUACACCUGUGUGGCCUCCAACUCCAUCGGCAGGAGCACCCUUGUCAUUGCCCUCCACGUCCAGCCCGCCCAGGCACCUCAUUCUCUUUUCUCCCCCUCGGAGGGCAAUGCCUAUGUUGACCUGCGUGUGGUCAAGCAGACAGUACGUGGGAUCCUGCUGGAGUGGUUUGCAGCAGCCGACACCCCUGAGAAGUGGUUCACCCUCUACAUUGCAUCAGAUGAAGCCCUUAGGAAGGAGGUGGUCCAUGUCGGCCCAGGAAUCAACACCUACGCUGUGGAUGACCUCCUCCCUGGCACAAAAUACGAGGCAUGUCUUAGUCUGGGGGGCCAGCCCCCACGCCAAGGCCGGUGUGUGGUGUUUGUGACUGGCAGAGACCAUGGUGGGCUGGAGGGGCGGGAGCGCCUCCUGCACACCACGGUGGUCCUGUGCGCUGUGCUGCUCGCAGUGCCCGUGGGCGCCUACGUCUGGGCAGCUCAGGCCCCCUGCAGCUGCAGGGAGUGGGGCCUGUGCUGCUGUCCUCAUCACACGAAAGCCCCCAGGUGCCCCCGUGCCGUCCCGCAGCACAGGGAUGGCUCCUAUAGAGACCACACAGCUGUCAGUGAGGACGGCCUAGGGUAUAGAGAUGCUGAGGGGGUGGGGGACAAGGAGAAAGAUGGAGAGGGCGAUAGUGGCUGA
Molecule: messenger RNA, 1677 nt
Organism: Camelus dromedarius (Arabian camel)
Lineage: Eukaryota; Metazoa; Chordata; Mammalia; Artiodactyla; Camelidae
Gene: LRIT2
Product: leucine rich repeat, Ig-like and transmembrane domains 2
Exons: 4
Coding region: 1-1677 (558 amino acids)
Molecular function (GO): protein binding
Source: RefSeq, a predicted model, not a curated record